UUGUGCGAAAUAUUGUAUAGCGCGAGCAACGACGGGACUGAAUCUCUGUAUUUAGAGAGAGAAAGUAGUGAGAUAUAGAGAGAAUUUUAUUUUUUUGUGGAGAGGACAGUUUGCGAAUCUGGAUAGAGAGAGAUUAGGGUUUGUGUCUCUUGGGGAUGGAAAUUCGACGAGGGGGAAGUUAGGGUUUAUCUUUUCCCGUUUGGCCGAUGGAGAUGUUAGAGGGGCAACUUCGGAUGGUUGGAAGAGGAGGAUAAAAGUCAGAUUUUUGAGUCGUAGGAAUCAAUUUCGAUGUACAUGGCGGAUAGAAAAGUUGGUAAACGCUCAAUGGGAAAGAGAGGUCGUUCAAAGAUGGAUUCUGGAACUUGCAAUGUUUGUUCUGCCCCUUGUUCAUCAUGUAGGCACCGUAGCGUUGGUUUUGCGGCUUCAAAGUCUGAGGAGUCGUCAGAUGAAACCUGCCAUGGAAUAGCAGUUAGUCAGUGUUCUGUAAAUGGGGAUGAUGUUUUGCGUCUUUCUAGUAAAGCACCCAGCAAUUCUCCUACUGCAAGUGAAGCCAGCAUUCUAGUUAAUACGAGUCAUGAUGCGCUCUUUGAGAAUGCUGAUAGUAAGAAAAUGAUAAGAUCUUCUGAGGUAUCCGAUGAUUCAGGAGCAAUUGAGACGAGUUCUAAGGAAUCUUCUGCUGAAAUUGGUGUGAAACAUAGACCACUUGCCAUAGCUAAUGUGUUGGAUCAGAGCUCUAAAUGUGUUAAAGGUCAGGAAGACAGAACAGUGGAUGAUCGGGCAAAAAGUUUGAAUUCAGAUUAUCCUAAUGACAGAGCAGGCAACAAGGAUUCAUCAGAUUGUAUAGCUCUUGCUUCUGACUCAGUUUUGGAUGGUUGUAACAAGUACCAUGCUAAAUCACAAUCUUUGCCUUAUCCAUCAUCCAAUCACGAAGACAGGAACUCUUUGGGCCUGGGAAAGACCAAGGAAAAAUCAGGAGCAGAGAGUAACAGAGACAAUGAAAAUAUAAGGAUUGAAGGUUCUACACAUUCUAGCCAAGACUACCAGAAUGAUAAGUCAGGGAAAAAGGCCAAGUUACACAAGGCUGAGGAGCCAAACUCAUCGGCUAUGUCUGAAAAUGAGAGUGACGAUUCAGAAAUGGUGGAACAUGAUGUAAAAGUUUGUGAUAUUUGCGGAGAUGCGGGUCGAGAAGAUUUGCUUGCUAUCUGCAGUAGAUGCAGUGAUGGCGCAGAGCACACCUAUUGCAUGCGGGAAAUGCUUGAUGAAGUUCCUAAGGGUGAUUGGCUUUGUGAAGAAUGUAAGUUUGCCGAGGAAGCUGAAAAGCAGAAGCUAGAGGCCAAGGGAAAAAGGGAAACUGAGGUGAACUUGAAUGUACAAAUUCCUGGCAAAAGGCGUGCUGAAAAGGCUGAGGCUGCGCCAGAUGCUAAAAGGCAGGCAAUCGAGGCUUCAACAGUUUCACCCAAAAAAUCCGUUCUCCCCAGAAUAGCUUCAUUAUCUCGAGAAUCAUCAUUCAAGGGCCUAGACAAGACAAAGAGAAAGCUAGUCCAUCAAGCAUCUUUCACCAGUCUCUUGAGCGGUGAUGCUGAAAAUACACGCUCUACUGGUUCACAGCUCCAAUCCCCUAAAGGUACUUUCUUCAAAUCCAAUUCAUUCAAUGCCAGUUCGAAACCAAAAGUGAAACCCAUAGAUGAAGUUGUUCUCCCAAGACAAAGAUCCGUGAAAGAACAUGUCUCUCUUGAUAUGAAGGAGGGGGUUUCUAGAACUGUAGCCAAGUCAAUGUCAAUUAGAUCCUCAGAAGUAGGGUGUUUGAUUAGUAACGAUUUAAAAGGAAAAGUAAAAGGUAGGCAACUGAAAGAUCAGAGUGCUGAAGUCAACUCCCCAGCACCCAUGGGCGACCAGAAGUUAAUUUCACGUGGCAAUUCUUCUCUUUUUCAUGCCAAAAAUACCCGUGAUUUGAAGGGUUUGCAGGCUGAUGUUAAAUUAGGUAGCUUGACAAGACAAGCCAGCAAUCUUAGUCGAAGCCGUGCAGAAAAUCCAGUUGCUUCUGUGGGAGAAUCUUCCAUAAAUGAGAAGGGCAAUUCAAGCGAGCAGAUUUCAAGUCAAACCAACCGCAAGGAUGAACCACAAUCCAUUUCAGGGUUAGCUGAGGGGUUGAGUCGAUUGACUAGCCAUGCCAAUGUAAGCACUCAGGAUGUCGUACCCAGAUCAAGGGAAUCCGGUGAGAUGGGGGAAAAGAGCAAGGAUGUCUUAAUUAAUCGCCCAAGGUCUAGCUUGUUGUCUGGUCCUAAAGACCUAGCAUCUCAAAAAGAAAGUCAGGCGGCAGAACCAAUUGACACCUCCUGUGCUUCUGAUACUGAUCUUUGCACUACAAGAAGUUAUAGAGAGGACAUAAAUAAGGGUAAUAGGUUGAGAGCAGCAGUUGAUGCAGCUCUACGUAAGAAGCCCAGCUUUGGCAAGAACAGAGGAUCAGAGCAACCAGAUGGAUCUUCAGUGUCCAACAUGGAACCAAGUUGUGAUAAAACUUCUCACAGUCAAUUGCCUUUGAAGACAACUAAGAAUUCUACGUCAUUUGAAGGUCCGCAAGGUGGGCAACCAAACUUACGGACUGCUUCUGAUCCAUACAAACAGACAAUCACAACAAAUGGGAAGCAGUUUGCAUUUUCUGCUGCUGAUACAGUGUAUUCUCCCCGAUCUGAAGAUCUCGAAGUCAAUUAUCCCUCCAUAAAACCAAUCCCGAGAGAUUGGCCUUUCGUACCAUCAAAUGAUAUGUCAAAAACAUCAGCUAUACCAGAGCAUGAGUAUAUAUGGCAAGGGGACUUUGAGGUGCAAAGAAGCAGAAAUCUAUUGGAGACGCAUAGUGGAAUUCAAGCACAUCUAUCGACCUUAGCGUCACCUAAGGUUCUUGAGGCAGUUAAUAAAUUCCCACUGAAAGUCUCCUUGAAUGAAGUGCCUCGGCUAAGUACAUGGCCUGCACAAUUUCGAGAUGGAACCAAGGAAGACCAUAUAGCCCUUUUCUUUUUCGCCAAGGACAUUGAGAGCUAUGAGAAAAAUUAUAAGCCCCUCGUAGACAACAUGAUUAAGAAAGAUUUAGCCCUGAAAGGAAACUUUGGCGGCGUUGAGCUCUUGAUUUUUGCAUCCAACCAGCUUCCCCAGCUCUGCCAGCGUUGGAACAUGUUAUUUUUCCUUUGGGGUGUAUUCAGGGGAAGAAAAGAAAGUUCUUCGGACCAGCUGAAGAACAACCCAUCUCUUCCUCCAACUUCAAAUGUUUUGCUACAUGAUAGAGGAGCAAAUGUCUCGAAUCGAACGCAUCCAUCCUUGAAGCAUUUGGAGAAUAUGCCAUCUGCACAUGAGACCUCUUGCUGCACAACUGAAGCUGAACGUAAGGUUGGCGUAGUUAGAAACGAGGAUCGAAAUAACAAAGAAUCUUCGAUUGAGCGCUCAUCCAUUGGUUCAGAAGUGAACAACAAAGAUUCCAAUCUUUCACCGAGGUUUAUGUCGAGCAGUACACAAUCAUGCCCCAAGGAAGAAAAAACUUCUAAAGAGGAUGGUUUUAAUGAUGGUGAGAAGACAUCCUCUGCUUCAUCUGGAGAUGGUCUAGUGAAAAGGGUUCAACAUGCCGAGGAACAAAAGAAGAUAGGUAUUAGCAUUGGAGCGAAAGAAAAGGAAACGCCAGCUAGUGGUGAGAAUCCACCUUUUACUGCCACUGACUUUGAGGGUCGGUAUGGGGGCAGAGGCCAGGCCGAUCAACGGAAACGUCUGUUUCUGGAUCUGACAGAGCCUGCAAUGGAUGAUUCCUCAGGUGUGGAUGAGAAAGUGUGGCUGAAUGACUCGAAUAGUGGAAGUAUAUGCGAAGGGUCUGCAAAUAAGAAGCUGAAGAUCGAUCCUCGAGGGGAAAAUGAACGUCUCUGCAUAUCUGGGAAUUCAUCUCAUAACGAUUCUGCAUCAAGAAAACAUGACGUAGGUCCCAGCUCCUCGACGGAAAUGGGAGAUCAUCGAUCCCGUGAAGAGAAGAUCAUCGAGAAGGAUCCUGAUGCAGCUGAAAGGAUUGUGUUUCCACUGGACUUGAAUGAUGGGAAGGAAGACAUUGAAAUGGAAGACAAUCCCAUAAUACCAAUGUCCGGGAACAGACAAAUGCAUGAUGGUUUAGUCCCAAAUCUCGAGCUCGCUUUAGGAGCAGAUGAAACAACAACAGCAACAACAGGAAACGUUGGAGUCUUGCCUUUCUUAUCUGGAAAGGUCAAUGAAUACGGAAGCCAACUUCCUCCUCCUCGGGAUCAGAUGAUCAGUCGGGAAAAACACGAGGAGGAAGCCGCAUCUCUGGUUCUAUCCCUCGCCUUCCCGUUCCCGGAGGAGCAGCAGAGUCAGGGACCACCGGUGUCUAGUUCGGAAGAGGAAAGACAGAAGAAUGUGAAUGCUCCUCCUCUGUUUCUCUUCAGGGACUUUUCCGACAAGUUGUAGAGGUAUUGUGGAAGAGGUGGUUGUUCUUCGACAUGGGAGAGAAGUGGAGCUGUGUUCUGCUUCUUGUUUAUAACCCAACCCUCUCUCUGCUUUUUUUUUUUUUUUUUUUUUUUUUUGUCAGGAACCUCACUGAAAUAACCUUAAAAAAACUGUGCUAGUGUUGUCUGUCACUUUAGGUUCCUGAGACCAACAAAAUCACUGCUUGUGUACAUACAAAAGCGACAGUAAAGAUGAAAACUGUUUCGGGAGGUUUACCUCUCUCUGUUGAUUACAUAA
This is a messenger RNA of Tarenaya hassleriana, 4731 nucleotides long. RefSeq lists its product as uncharacterized. NCBI's taxonomy places the organism in Eukaryota, Viridiplantae, Streptophyta, Magnoliopsida, Brassicales, Cleomaceae. The transcript is spliced from 14 exons. Bases 289 to 4455 code for a protein of 1388 amino acids. The record is from RefSeq and is a predicted model, not a curated record.